Messenger RNA from Cladocopium goreaui, 1614 nucleotides. Lineage: Eukaryota; Dinophyceae; Suessiales; Symbiodiniaceae. The record is from the annotation of a GenBank genome assembly.
AUGGCCUACUGGUCGCAUCCCCAUGAUCUGUUUCUUCCUGUAGAGGUGCCGCCGCAUAUGCUGAACGACUGGAGAAGGGUGAUGGACUGGAUGAAACAGAACGGCCUCGGGCUACAGGCGGCUCGCAGCGGCGGACAGAUGUCCGAGUUCCUCCUCACGGCGGUGCGGUCCCAGGUCGCCACAGCCAGUGUGGGUGACCUGGGUAUGGUGGGAAGCUCAGGUUCUAAGCGCCCCAUCACUGCCUCAAGCAGGCAAUGGAGGCGCCAGCGGUGGAAAGAAUUCCUCAGCUCCGUGAUUGUUGGGUCAGCAGAGAUGAUGCUUCCAACGGCGGGAAAAAGGCUACGGCUAUUUCGCCUAGAACAACAAAAGGACAAUGCGACCAGCGUGUCCGACUUCUUUUCAGACCUCUACAAAUGGACCGAGGAGCAAGAGAAGGAAGAGAAGCGGCGGGAGAUCCGUAAGACGGCCAGCAAAGUGGGCGUGAGCGAGGCUCAAAAGCUACUGGCCAAGUCCCACGGCUCCAACGGCGGCUCCAACGGCUCCAAUGGCGUGCCCGUGCGCAACGGCACCGCGGAGCUGGGCACGGGGUCCGAGCCCACGGAUCCCAUCCGCCGCGAUGGCACGGCCAUGGCGCAGUACUACAGCGACUGGGACCAAUAUGAGCCCGAUGCUGAAGUGGACAAAAUCGAGGACGAGGCAUUUCAACAGCAGAGAGCAGAACGGGAGGCUCGCCAGGCGGAGAAAGAUCGGAUCCUGGAUGAGAUGGCCCUGAAACCCAACGGUGACCGCAGCCGAACGUCAGCCGCCAGACCCAGGGUGAAGGUGUCAGUGCGCCGUAGUGGCCGAAAAGUGGCACCUGUGGAUCUGGCAGCCCCACGCAAGGAUGAGGCCAACCGCCUCUUUGGCGCGGGGAGAUAUCGCGAGGCGAUCGCUUCCUACACCGCUGCCCUGGAUUGCCUGGAGAAGUACGAGCCACCGGACGAGCCAAGCGAUCAGGCAAAGGGGGAGAAUGGUGGUGUCGGGCCUGAUCAUGACAGUCCUGGGCAAGAACAGGAAGCGAUUGCCUUAAAGGUGGCGUUGUUGGCCAAUCGCGCACUGGCGUGCUUCAAGUUGGAGGACUGGCGUGAAUGUGUGGUCGAUGCCUCCGAGGCGCUACGUUUCGAACCAAACCAUCACAAGGCCACCCUACGGCGCGGCUUUGCCCUGGCGCGAAUGAAGCGCUGGGCUGCGGCCGCCAAAGACCUAGACCUGGCCGUCAGCCUAGAUCCAGCCGACAAGAAGGCUGUGGCUGAGCUGCAGAUGGCUCGGCGGAUGCUGGCGGAGCAAGCGAAGGAAGCUCGUGCUCAUGCGAAAUGCGUGAUGUGCGACCCGACGCGCUAUCCCACGAUGCCCACCCGAAAGUUAACGGUGAAGGUGCGUCGCGCCGGUGACCCGCUGCCGUCCACCAAGCCUGCCAUAGAGGAGGUUCCGGAAAGCAGUGCCAGGCCUUCGGCUCCACGGACAUACGUGCCGCGGAGCGCAGGGCUGCGAGCAACACAGGAGGUGGAGGUCGCAACAGCAAUGGCGCCCGCUCCUGGCCCGAGUCAAAUCUUCUCGCUGGAGGGCUGCGAUUGA